This is a messenger RNA of Glarea lozoyensis ATCC 20868, 996 nucleotides long. Its product is annotated as Protein kinase-like (PK-like). Bases 1 to 996 code for a protein of 331 amino acids. Gene Ontology annotation, cellular component: nucleus; cyclin-dependent protein kinase holoenzyme complex; cytoplasm. Gene Ontology annotation, molecular function: cyclin-dependent protein serine/threonine kinase activity; ATP binding; cyclin binding. Gene Ontology annotation, biological process: protein phosphorylation; signal transduction; regulation of G2/M transition of mitotic cell cycle. The transcript is spliced from 3 exons. NCBI's taxonomy places the organism in Eukaryota, Fungi, Ascomycota, Leotiomycetes, Helotiales, Helotiaceae. The record is from RefSeq and is a predicted model, not a curated record.
AUGGAGAACUACCAGAAAUUGGAGAAACUCGGAGAAGGAACAUAUGGAGUUGUUUACAAGGCUCGCGACCUUACCGUGCCCGGCCGGAUCGUGGCGUUGAAGAAGAUCAGACUCGAAGCCGAAGAUGAAGGAGUUCCUAGUACCGCCAUUCGCGAAAUCUCGUUGCUCAAGGAGAUGAACGACCCAAAUAUCGUCCGUCUCUUCAACAUCGUACAUGCGGAUGGCCACAAGUUGUAUCUGGUGAUGGAGUUCGUUGAUCUUGAUUUGAAGAAAUACAUGGAGUCACUGCCAGUCAGUGAUGGAGGUCGAGGCAAGCCCUUACCUGAGGGAUCUGGACUAGAUAUGGGUCGGUUGGGAAUGGGCGAGGCCAUGGUGAAAAAGUUCAUGAGCCAACUUUGCGAGGGUGUACGCUACUGCCACAGUCACCGAAUCCUACACCGCGACUUGAAGCCACAAAACCUGUUGAUCGAUAGGGAAGGCAACCUGAAGCUGGCAGACUUUGGUCUGGCGCGAGCUUUUGGAGUACCCCUUCGAACGUAUACCCAUGAGGUUGUCACAUUAUGGUAUCGAGCGCCCGAAAUUCUUCUCGGAGGUCGGCAGUACUCUACUGGUGUCGAUAUGUGGUCGGUGGGUUGUAUCUUUGCGGAGAUGUGCACAAAAAAGCCCCUUUUCCCUGGAGAUUCAGAGAUCGAUGAGAUCUUCAAGAUAUUCAAACUUCUAGGUACCCCAACAGAAAACGAGUGGCCUGGUGUAUCCGACAAGACCUGUUUUCCCGAUUUCAAGCCUUCAUUUCCAAAAUGGAAUCGCAACAUGGAUGUCAAAUUAUGCUCAGGUCUUGAUGACGCGGGACUCGACCUGUUGGAAAUGAUGUUGAUAUAUGAUCCGGCAGGACGUAUAUCGGCCAAGGCAUCCUGCCAGCAUCCGUACUUCGAGGAUGGUAGUUCUGCAUACUCUGGGCGAGGGCUUGGUCCCACCUACAGGAAUGGUUAUCACUGA